Messenger RNA from Schizophyllum commune H4-8, 705 nucleotides. RefSeq lists its product as uncharacterized. NCBI's taxonomy places the organism in Eukaryota, Fungi, Basidiomycota, Agaricomycetes, Agaricales, Schizophyllaceae. The record is from RefSeq and is a predicted model, not a curated record. The coding region runs from base 1 to 705 and encodes 234 amino acids. The transcript has 5 exons.
AUGGCUUGCAAGCGCUGUCAAUUUCGACGGUUCGCAAUUACCGUCAAUGCACUCUCAGGCUCUCCCAAUGCCACUACGAGCGGAUCCACAAUGUCUCCUCGAAUUCUUCGCGCUAGCUCUCCCCAAAUCUUCAGUGCCCGAUAUCCUCAAGUCCUCGACAAGUACUCCGAGUCCCACAAUGCGUUGCAAGUGCAUCAAUGCCUCCCCGAGCUGAUCCAAUCCCGCGGCCACCGGGAAGCUCAAAAGUGCGAUCAACUGCUCGACCUGCAGUCAACGAUGCCACGAGUUUUGAUGCUGAUGCUACGCAAGAGCGUCAGUCCCGAUGCCAUGCAAGAGCAUCAAUACGAUGCCACGCAAGAGCGUCAAUUUUCGAUGCCAUACUAUUACAAAAGCAUCAAUGUACCCCGACGAGGACCUCGACGCCCCCGCGAGCCUGCCCAAUGCCGCGGAGACCGGGUUGCUCAACGAUCUCUCGGAUAUCGCCUCUUGACGCUUCAAUUCGAACAUUCCGGCGCCUCAAGUCCAGGCCGUCAAGUGGCAAUCAGCUGCCCAUGGACAUCGGGCGCCCUGCGCAGCAAGAAGAAUACAUGCUUGCUCCCACCAAGGGUAGACAGGCUCUGCCCAAUGCUCUCAUUCUCGACAUCAGCCUUUUCCUUUCCGACAUCGAUCGUCAAGAACAACGACAGCGACCGUCGAGAACAUUGA